Messenger RNA from Rasamsonia emersonii CBS 393.64, 1608 nucleotides. RefSeq names its product Threonine--tRNA ligase. Gene Ontology annotation, biological process: threonyl-tRNA aminoacylation. Bases 1 to 1608 code for a protein of 535 amino acids. Gene Ontology annotation, molecular function: threonine-tRNA ligase activity; ATP binding. The record is from RefSeq and is a predicted model, not a curated record. Lineage: Eukaryota; Fungi; Ascomycota; Eurotiomycetes; Eurotiales; Trichocomaceae. Gene Ontology annotation, cellular component: cytoplasm. The transcript has a single exon.
AUGCGCCGAUUCAACACGCUCUGCUACAGACAGUACCGCUUCGCAGGGCCACCUGCUGUCUCCAUCGACCGACAAUGGCCCAGAGCCAGUUCCCAGGUUCGACACUGCUCGUGUUCCGCGGCGCCCGUUGACCGGCCCAGAGCUGCUCCCGCCAGACACGCCAGCAACAGCGCCUCGAACAUCCAGCCAGGCACGCCAGCUGCAGACCAUCGAGUGCUGGGAACCGCCCAGGAGCUUUUCACCUCGUCCCCCUACAGCCCCGGCUCGCCGCUCUUCCUCCCCAAUGGGACCCAUGUGAUCAACAAGCUGAUCGCGUUCCUCCGCGCGCAGUACCGCCAGUACGGUUUCCGCGAAGUCCUCACGCCGAACAUCUACAAGAAGUCCCUGUGGGAGGUGUCGGGCCAUUGGCAGAAUUACAAGGAUGACAUGUACGAGGUCCGGGGCCGAGGCGCCAUGGGGGAGAAGGACGGAGAGCUGGGCGAAGACGAGUCGUACGGUCUCAAGCCGAUGAACUGCCCCGGCCACUGCCUGCUGUUCAAGGCACAGAAUCAUUCCUACCGAGAGCUCCCCAUCCGCUACGCCGAUUUCAGUCCCUUGCACCGCAACGAGAUCUCUGGCUCCCUCAGCGGCCUCACCCGGGUGCGGCGAUUCCACCAGGAUGAUGGGCAUAUUUUCUGCCGGCCGCAACAGAUCAAGCGGGAGAUCGCCUUGGCCUUGGGUUUUGUGGACAUGGUGAUGAAGACGUUUGGUCUGGGACAAUACCGUCUCGUUCUGUCUACCCGGCCGGAGAAGGACUUCAUCGGCAGCUUGGAGCUGUGGGACAGCGCCGAAGCACAGCUGCGGGAUGCGCUGAACAAUACGGGCCGCCCAUGGGAGCUGAAUGAGGGGGACGGCGCGUUCUACGGGCCCAAGAUCGAUAUCCAACUGCAGGACUCAGAUGGCAAGUACCACCAACUGUCCACGAUCCAGCUGGAUCUGAACCUGCCCCAACGGUUUGGGCUGGAAUACCAGGUUGCGCCCGGCGAAGAGGAUUACAACCCAGACACUCCCGGAAAGGCCACGCCGGUGCUGAUUCAUCGGGCCAUUUUUGGAUCAUUGGAACGAUUCCUGGCCCUUCUGAUCGAGCACUACGCGGGUCGGUGGCCGUUCUGGUUGUCUCCCCGCCAGGGCAUCAUCCUCACCGUGCAGCAGGACGACGCCGUGCUGCGCCAGGCCCAGGAGGCCGUCGCCAAGUUCUCAGGGUUCCGCACCCUGUUGUCCGGUCCGGAGGAGGGUUCUCAGCCUCCUGCGCCCCUUUCUUCGACCGACCCGACGUUCCUCAUCGACCUCGACACCAGCAGCCAGCCGCUGGGCAAGAAGAUCCAGCGAGCCAAGCAGAUGAAAUACAAUCUGAUCUUUGUGCUGGGGUCACGGAAUCUCGACGAUGGCAGCAUCGAACUCGAUGUGUCGGGUCAGAUGCAGGGCAGCCGCGACGACGGGGCCGCCACGCUGCGUCGUCUGCUGGAAGAUCGCGUUGGAGCAGACUCUCUGCAGAACCUCCGCGCGGUGAAGAUGAAGAUCGACGACGUGCAUCCUCUCUUGCUGCAGCUCGAGAAGAAUUUCUUGUGA